AUGCCGAUCAACCGUUCUCCGCCGCCUCAGUCGACAACGUCUAAGACGUCUGCUGCAACAUUGCCUGUCUCAAACGAGCAGGCGCUAGCUACACCACUUAGUUCAUCUGAACCUAACUUAAGCAGUGAUACUCAUUCACCAGAAUCCUUGCCAAAUAUUACUUUUAGAAAUACCAACUUAACCCAUUUUAUGUCUGAGAUGCGGAAAAUGUUUCACGAAUUUAAGCAACAACAGGACGAGAAAUAUGAUAAAUUGUUUUCCGUUGUAAAUGACAUACGUGAUUCCUUGGAAUUCCUAUCUAAACAACAUGAGGAUCUGAAAUUAGAAGUAAAGGUUCUAGAAACGGAACGUGAAGGAAAUUUGAAAUAUAUAAAUGAACUUGAAAGAAAGCUUGACAGUAUGGAGCAAAGCGCACGAUCUACUUGUGUUGAGAUACGUAAUAUUCCAUGUUGUAAAUCUGAAACGAAGUCCUUACUGUUGAAUACUAUCAUAGAAACUGGUAAAUUACUGAACCUUACAAUUCAGCCGAGAGACGUCAAAGAUGUAUUUCGGAUAAAAGCAAAGGACCCAGCAGUCAAGCCAAUUAUAGUAGAUUUUACCUCAGUGUUGCUUAAGGAAGAUUUUCUGCAAAAAUUUCGUAACCAUAUUAAAAAUAACUUCAAACUGACAACUGAACACCUUAAAAUAAGUGGCCCUGCAAAUCGUAUCUAUAUAUCAGAAAAUUUGUCAGCCAAGAAUAAAAGACUCUUCUUCCUAGCUAGGGAUGCAGCUAAAACCAACCAGUUUGAAUUCUGCUGGGUCUCACAUGGGAGGAUUUUUGUUCGCGAAAGACCUGGUAGUCCCCACUUACAGGUGAAGAACGAGUCAGACUUAGCAAGGAUUACGAAAACAGCGUGA
Messenger RNA from Spodoptera frugiperda (fall armyworm), 897 nucleotides. RefSeq lists its product as uncharacterized. Lineage: Eukaryota; Metazoa; Arthropoda; Insecta; Lepidoptera; Noctuidae. The record is from RefSeq and is a predicted model, not a curated record. Bases 1 to 897 code for a protein of 298 amino acids. The transcript has a single exon.